Molecule: messenger RNA, 1639 nt
Organism: Coccidioides posadasii C735 delta SOWgp
Lineage: Eukaryota; Fungi; Ascomycota; Eurotiomycetes; Onygenales; Onygenaceae
Biological process (GO): regulation of DNA-templated transcription
Cellular component (GO): RNA polymerase II transcription regulator complex
Molecular function (GO): DNA-binding transcription activator activity, RNA polymerase II-specific; transcription cis-regulatory region binding
Source: RefSeq, a predicted model, not a curated record
AUGCAGUCGCAACCUCAGCAGCCGCUAGCUCCCGCUCCCCAUCCCGGCCAGCAGCACCAGCAGCAGCCGCAACAGCAGCAACAAUCACAACAACCACCACAGCAACAGCAACAACAACAACAACAACAACCACAUCAACAACAUCAGCCCCAGCAGCCAUCUCAACAGCAAUUGCAUCAGCACCAUCAGCAACAACCACAGCAGCCGCCGCCGCCGCAACAGGAUCCAUCCAAGAACAACCCCAAUCCAAACACCGCCCACUCCGUCCAGGAAUCUCGUGCCCUCUGUGUGGCUAUACCGAUGGCUAACCACCGCCCUAUCGCCCCUUGGCGUGGCUUCGGAACCGUGCAGGACCAUGCAGACCAAGUUCUCCAGGACCAACUCCUCGCUGCUUCUCUCCAGGCAGGCCAUGCUGCCGCUCCGCCGCCUCCGCGUCCCCAGCCCGGGAUGACUCACGUCCAGCCGAUAAGAGAUCACUCGAACAUUGACCCCGCGAUCUCUGGCGCUCCGCCGACCACCGGAAUGAUCCCCGCUCCCCCGCCGCCGCCGCCUCAACCACAGCAACCUCAGGUCCAGCCACAGGAUCAAGUCAUGCAGGAGGCGCAGCCCACCGAACCUCGCAAGACGUACGGCAAGCGUGAGCUGUCGACCUCGAAGCGUGCCGCUCAGAAUCGCGCCGCUCAGCGCGCCUUCCGUCAACGCAAAGAAGGGUAUAUCCGCAAGCUGGAGGAGCAGGUCAACGAGUACAAGAUCAUGUCCGAGAAUUACAAAGCUCUUCAGGCCGAGAACUACCAGCUCCGUGAAUAUAUCAUCGGUCUCCAGUCCCGCUUGAUCGAUUCCCAGAACGACGUCCCCGAGUUGCCACCCAACAUCGACCUCACUCAGCCCCGCCCCGAUGCCACCGCCGCCGUCGAGGCCGCUGCGAAUGCGGUCGCCGGCGCUUCCGGACAACCCGAGCAGAUGAAUGCCUUGAAUCGCAUCGCUGUUGCGGGCCUGGGAAUGCGCAAACAUCAGCACGAGGAGGCCGCCUUCCUGGGCAAUAACAGCUUCCCCGCCAAGCGUGUCCGUGCCGAUAUGGUGGUGGACGAGCAGGGUGCUGUUCCCACCGACCCUACACAGCCUGCUAAAAUUGAGGGCGCCCAACCACCGACCAUUGGUUCCUGAGGAUAUCAAAAUCAGAUAUGCACCCGAACAAGCUCACUCCAAAACAACAAAAUCAUCAUUCAGUUAAAUCGGUGGCCAAAGUUGUGGGUUUUCCCAAAUCGCUUUUCUAUCGUUUACGUCUUUUACUGCGUGUAUUUGCUCGGCGCAUCGUGGGCUAGGUCGGUGGGCGUCUCUUUGCUCUUUCAACUUCUUUUACUUCGUCCUUUUUUUUUCCUUUUGUUUUCAAAUCUUAGUUAAGAUGAGGGUACGAGACCAACAUAUCACGGUUCAUUACAUGGAGGCAUACCGUCGAUGGCGGUUCGAACGAGCGAUAUGGCUAAUUUGUGGAAUCGGGGAUGUUCAUCUGUUCUCUGGCAAUGGCGUUUGACAUUUCUCUUUUUUACCCAUCGUGUUUCCCAUACGCUUCCUGUACCAUGUAGCAAUCUGCAUCGUUAUUUUUAUCGAGGAAAUACGUACGAUACGUUAAUUUUGCCUC